AGCUGAGAUGAGGUUAUCAUACAUGCAUAAUCACCCAAUUAUGAGUGCAGACGCCCUGAAGUUCCGGGAUGUCUCGGAGGAGGCAAAAGAAAAACUGAUCUCCCUCUUCAAAAGGAAAUAUGGCCCUACUCAGGCCAUAGACAUGAUGAAAUACGAGCUUCAGUUGAAGCAUGGGGCCAACUACCUGUUGAAGGCAGCUGAUAGGGCUGUAUGUCCUGAUGUGCAGUUCGCCCACCGAUUGUACCGCAAGGUAUUUCAAGAAGAGUUUGGGGAGUCAACUGGUGAGAGGAUGCUGCAUAGCCUUAGAACGUACAUCUCUCAUUACAACACUCGAGCGGGCUCGGAGUGCAUGGCGCUUGAUAUAACAAGCGACAACAAAGUUGUGAUGGCUAUAUGCACUCCGCUAAUGAAGAGGGUCUACGAAGAAGUGAAACAUGCGUCAGAGCUGGUAUUCAUCGAUACCUCAUCGAACAUGGACAGGUAUGGCUGUAGCAUCUUCUUGCUGCUGACGCAUAGUUGUGCAGGUGGCCUUCAUAUGGGGGUGCUCAUCACCUCUAGUGAAGCAGAGGGGGUGAUUGAGGCAGCCCUCAAGCUGUACCGCUCUCUCCUUCCCCAGAAGAGUUUCGGAGUAAGAGGAGUCCAAGGGCCAGCUCUCUUCAUGACCGACGACUCUGCAUCGGAACAGAAUUCCCUCAGUCACGUUUUCCCUGCCAGUCAGACUCUCCUUUGCGUGUUCCACGUUCCCCAAGCCACGUGGAGGUGGUUGUGGAAUGGCAAAAACCAAAUCCCCAAGGAGCAGCGACCCAACCACCUCCAACAUAUCAAAUUCAAAGAGCAUCUCACUGGUUACUAUGGGAGGAAGGAGAAGUGGGCAAUUACUUGUCGACUUGACCUCCAGGUGCGUGGUAAUAACACCAACAAUUUUUGCGAGGCAGCCAUGCAUGUCCUGAAGGAUAAGAUCCUGGAAAGGACAAAGGCGUUCAGCAUUCCCCAGCUGGCAGACUAUAUGUCCACCUUUCUGGAUGAUAACUACCAACAGAGGCUGAAUGAUGUAGCCAAUGGACACCUGCAGAAUGUGAUCCCCUCUAGGUAUAUGCCCCAGGAGAAAUCAAUCAAGCUCCAGGACAUCAGACAGCUCUCAGCCUCCCAGUUCAUCGUAACUAGUCAGACUUCACAAGACAGGGGGUACGAUGUCGAUAUGGAACUAGGACACUGCUCUUGUCAUGCUGGGAAGACUGGAGCCCCCUGCAAACAUCAGGCAGCAGUGGUGAAACAUUUCAGUGUUUCUUCAACAAACUUCAUCCCGGCAUGGAGUUACCAGCACUGGAGACUCAGCCAAUGUUUUAAUGACCGGAUGUCUUACGCAACACGAACGACUUCAAAAUGA
Molecule: messenger RNA, 1387 nt
Organism: Lytechinus pictus (painted urchin)
Lineage: Eukaryota; Metazoa; Echinodermata; Echinoidea; Temnopleuroida; Toxopneustidae
Exons: 5
Coding region: 8-1387 (459 amino acids)
Molecular function (GO): zinc ion binding
Source: RefSeq, a predicted model, not a curated record